This is a messenger RNA of Aspergillus calidoustus, 1341 nucleotides long. NCBI's taxonomy places the organism in Eukaryota, Fungi, Ascomycota, Eurotiomycetes, Eurotiales, Aspergillaceae. The record is from the annotation of a GenBank genome assembly.
AUGCAGGCCACUGCUUUCUCGCUGCUGAUUGCGUUCCUUACUAGCCUUGUGUUCUUAUAUCGACUCUCGAGGCAGUUCAGAUAUCCCGCUGCGUCGCCAAAAACAUGUACCAACUUUACUAGUAGUAACACAACAACCACAACCACAAAACCCAACCAAUCUGCCACAACAAACCCGGAUGAACCGUGCCCUUCCAUCACCGUCAAAAAGGAGCCCCCCUUCCCCGCAAACUGGCUAACUGGAAAACAAAUUUUCGACCUCGAGCGCCGCGCGCUUUUCAGCAAAACUCCCCUCCCCUUAUCCCACACAUCCCACUUUCCAACAACAGGCUCCUACCAAACCCUCAACAUAGCCAGCUACGCACUCCUCCUAAUCCGCGACAAAGACACGCGCAUCCGCGGCUUUCACAACGUCUGCAGACACAGAGCGUAUCCAGUUGCGACGCGCGAAUUCGGGACGUCGAGUGUGCUUCGCUGCCGGUAUCAUGGAUGGAGCUAUAAUUCAAGGGGGAGGUUGGUUAGUGCGCCGCAGUUCAAGGGCGUAGAGGGGUUUGAUGAUGGGGAGAAUGGGUUGUUUGAGAUUAGGGUAGGAGUUGAUGAGAGGGGGGUUAUUUGGGGUUUCUUGGGUGGGGAUGGUGAUGGGGAGAAAAUGAAGGAGAUGGAGGGCAUUGGAAAGGGGGUUAAGGCUGGGUGUGUCUGGGUUGGAGGCAGUGUUUUGGAGGACGGGUGGUUCAAUUGGAAGGUUGGAUUGAAUAAAUCCCGCCUCGAAACCUCUCUCGGAUUGAACCAGCAACAGCAGACACCUUCCUACGUCCAGCGCCUCCUAAGCUCAAUCUCCUUCCAACAGCAGCAGCACCAACAACCCGAAUCAACCCACCUCUUCCCAAGUACAUUUCUUUUCACGAUUCCGCGCUCGCAGUGCUGGCUAUUCAUCCGGUUCCUCCCCGCUACCGAGAACAAGUCUGCUGUCCGAUAUGAUGUUUACAGCUACAGAGAUGCGAAAGAUGCUGCAGCGCAGAGUCUUCUAAAAGAUGUGGAAGAGAGCGUGAAGGGUCUGAUUGAAGAUCUGGGAGCAGAGUAUCAGGGAGUAGCUGAAGACGACGCAGGAUCUAUGCUUUUGACCCUCGAUGGAGAAGCUGCAGAGGUCCAAACGCGCAUAUUAUCCCUCCUCCAAGCACACGCCAAACUCGAGAAACACCAUGGGGAAGAGAUAUACCCUGCAAGGAGAGAACCCCGGAUGAACACGCGGUAUGAGCAAGCGGAGCAGCUCUGUAGAGAACUUGAUUGCGGGGAAGGGGGUGGCGAAAGGGGCCUUGGAGGGGGCGGGAGUCUUGCUUGGUAG